This is a messenger RNA of Falco peregrinus (peregrine falcon), 1943 nucleotides long. It is a transcript of the gene WDR4, whose product is annotated as WD repeat domain 4. Bases 45 to 1316 code for a protein of 423 amino acids. NCBI's taxonomy places the organism in Eukaryota, Metazoa, Chordata, Aves, Falconiformes, Falconidae. Gene Ontology annotation, biological process: RNA (guanine-N7)-methylation. The record is from RefSeq and is a predicted model, not a curated record. Gene Ontology annotation, cellular component: cytosol; tRNA methyltransferase complex; nucleus. Gene Ontology annotation, molecular function: protein binding; tRNA (guanine(46)-N7)-methyltransferase activity. The transcript has 11 exons.
CCGUGCCCUGCGCCCGCCGCGGCGGCACGUGGCGCCGUUGACGCAUGGAGGGCGGCGGCGGCGGCGGCGGGGGGCGCGGCCCCGGGCCCGGGCCUGGGCCGGCCCUGGCGCUCCGCGGGGCGCUCAUGGUCGCCGGCGGCGGCGGGCGGCUCCUGGCGGCGCGGUACAAGGAGCCCGGUGAUGAUGGUCUCUUCGUGUACGAUUGCAGCAAUGUAGAGAAGACAACCUUAGGAAAUAAAGGGCAGGAUGGAAAACUUACAGGUAAAGGAAGUGAUGACAUCCUGGCUUUUGCCUUCUCCCCAUCAGGAGAUUAUUUUGCCUUGACAGAUGACAGCAAACGUCUGAUUCUGUUCCAUACGAAGCCUUCCUGGGAAUGUGUUAGCAUCAGGUCUGUGAACAGGAGAUGCACUUCCCUGGUUAUUACAGCUGCAGAAGAUAAGAUUCUGGUUGCAGACAAGUCUGGUGAUGUCUAUUCUUACUCAAUAACUGAACCCCAAGCAGAUGGAAAACUUGAGCUAGGUCACUUGUCUCUGCUGUUGGAUGUUGCACUGAGUCCUGAUGACCGGUAUAUCCUAACUGCAGACAGAGAUGAGAAGAUCAGAGUCAGCUUGGCAAAGGCUCCUUAUAAUAUUGUAUCUUACUGUUUGGGACACACAGAGUUUGUGAACAAAAUACUUGUAAUACCCAACUGUCCUGACCUACUGUUAUCAGCUUCUGGGGACUUGACUUUGAGGCUUUGGGAGUACAAAAGUGGAGAAGAAGUGUACUGCUGUCAUCUAAGUAGCAUCUGUGGGCCUGAGACAACCAAACCCGACCAGAAAUACCCUGUGUCAAGAAUAACCUACUGCUGUCAAGGUGGUUAUGUUGCCAUUCUAUGUGACUGUAUUCCCACAGUCUACAUCUUUCAGCUUGAUGCCAUUGCCCAACAGCUAGUUUACAGACAGCAAAUCUCUUUGAAACAUAAAGGUUGGGACAUUGCAUUUGAGGAAACAGGAGAUCUCUGGAUUUUGCAGGAAGACAAUGAAGCUCCUCUUCAGUUGUACAGACCAUGUGAUGAUCAGUGGAAGGCUGUAACUGAUGACAAAGGACUACAGAAGAUGUCAAAAUAUCUUCAAGACAACUGGACAGUGUUUGAAGGUUUUGUUGGUGCAGAGAGCCACUACAGCAGUCUCUACAAGGCUUCAUUUGAUAACAUGGCUGCCUACUUACAGAGGAAGGAGGAAAGGUUACAGCAGCAGAAAAAGAAAAGGCAGGAUCUGCAACGCGGCUCGAAUGGACAAACAAAAAAGAUGAAGACUGAAGAAUCAUCACUAUGACAUUUGCUAGCUUGUAACUUUUGCCUUGCUGAAAAGAACUGAUCCAACUGUGGACUGGUUUUAAGUGCAAAAUGGAUUAUGGAAAAAGGCUGGUUUAAACGUCUAUUCAGAUUCAGGUUUUCAAGUAGCCUGACAUGACAAUAUCCUGCUUGCAGCAGAUAAUGCAUUUACAAUAUGUCUAAGCUUCUAGCUGCAUACAAGUAUUAGCGGUUCAGUCCUAGGAAUCUCUAAUGCAUGAUAUAUGAAAAUUGGAGAUGGUGUUUUCCUGGAGACGGAAUUUCCUUUUUGCCUACCAUGUUCAGGCUUUGUUCUUCAGGUGGAAGUGCACUGAUUAAAGUUGAUGUGUUGGGUUUUUUUCUUUUGUUUUUGUUUUAAAGGUCUGUUAGUUAAUAUAACUAGCUUAGUGUUCUGGCUAUGGGAGAGGGAAUGUAGCAAAAUCCUUGCUGUAUAUAAAACAUUUUAGCUGAGAUUUCGCCAUCCUUGUUUUAACCCUUUACCUUCAGUUCAUAUGGUAGGAAUUGUGCCUAGCUUUCAAUCCAUUGCUUCUUGCUUUGGCAUAUUUCUGUAAGAGGAAACGCAAAAAUAGAUUUUAUACAUUGGAAAGUAAAAGUAAAAUGUGUCAGUCAA